Lactuca saligna is the source of this 1131-nucleotide messenger RNA. The record is from the annotation of a GenBank genome assembly. Lineage: Eukaryota; Viridiplantae; Streptophyta; Magnoliopsida; Asterales; Asteraceae.
AUGCACUUCAAAAAUAUCCAGAUGAUAGAGAACUAUGUGGAUGGUUUGAAAGGUGAAGAAGAAGCUACAAGAGAAAGAGAAUUUGAAAAAGUGUUGAAUGAAAACAUUGUUGAAUCAUCAAGAAGAAAAGAGAAUGAAAAUGAGACAGAUGAAGAAGAAGGUACAAGAGAAAGCGUAUACAAUAAUCCAAUCUUUGAAGAUAAUAUGCCAAAGACACCAAAUAUGGAGGAUGAACAAAAUGAUUUUCUUACCAAUGAAUCUCAAGGAGAAGAACCUUACCAAUCACCUUACAUGAGGCGAACAGUUGAAGUGAGAAAAAAAUUAGAAGCUGUUGAGACAAGGAUUUCAAAAUCCAUAUUCUCACUGCAAAAGGAUGGCAAGGAAAUAAUAUUUGAAACAAAGGAUGGGCAUAAAGUGGAAAGGAUAUUUUUUAAAACAUUAAUACCAAGUGCAUGGAUCUACCCAAAAGUAAUCGACUGUUGGUCGAUGUUCUUGAAUGAUGAAGAGAAGCGUAAAGCAAAUACCACACCAUUAUGCUUCUACUUCCCAACAAGAAUGCUGACCAAUGAAAUGUUGGAUAGGGAUACAUCAUAUGAUAAGAGAUUGGAAAAGUUUGAAGAAAGUAUGAAUGAAGCCAUGAAGAACUACCCACAUCUGAAGGAUUUAAAAAAAGUUGGAAUUGUGUUCUUCCCAAUACUGCACAGAAAGCACUACUACAUGAUUUGUUUCAAUUUGCGAAAAUGUAGUGUACAUCUGAUUGACAAUGAGAAAACCACAGAAGAUAUUGUGGAUACUUAUGGAAUGUUGCCAUAUAAUUUGUGGUGGAUAGAAAACAACAUGAAUGACAGUGGAGUUAUGUUGAUGAGACAUAUGGAAACUUUCAAAGGACAAGGGCCAAAUAACUGGGAUUCUGAGAUUGAAAAAGACCAAAAGCAGCAGAAAAAACAAUUGACAAAGCUUCGAUCAAAAUAUGUUACAAAGAUCUUGGUGAAUGAUAUCAACAUCCACAACAAUAAGAUAAUAGAAGAAAGUCUUAAGUUUGAAAAGCUGACAAAAGAAGAACAAAAACAAGUUGUGAAUCAUGCAAUGGAGAACUAUGAGGAAAGGUUUCAGUUGAUUGGUCAAGACUAA